AACACCUGGCACCAGUAUCCAAGCCCACAGUCCCCAUGUCAAACCCAAGUCUAUCCCAAAUGUGCUUCCAGUUUCACCUACUGAGGACACCUGCUUGGCUGACUCUCGACAUGACACAUCCUCCAGUGAGUACAUGCUUACAGAUGAAGAUGACGCCUCUUCGGUGGAUGUCCCCAUUUGUCGGAAAGUCAAAACUGCCCGCAAGGCAAAGGCCCCUAAGGGUGGACCACGAAAGCUUAGUCUGGCCCAAAGCAAGCGCCUCCAGCGGGUCCUUCAAGACAGCAACAACCUGAAGAGCGGAGCCUGGCUGCGUCCCCCUGUCAACUACUGCAUCUUAAUCGCCAUGGCUAUUGGCAGCAGCCGCACUGGCAGCCUCAAUGUCCAGCAGAUCUAUAACUUCACAAGAGAGCACUUCCCAUUCUUCCAGACAGCCCCUGACGGCUGGAAGAACACUAUCCGACACAACCUAUGUUUCAGCAACAGCUUUCGUAAGACCCCCCAGCAGGUGUGCAGCGAGGGGAAGAGGAAGUCCUGUCUGUGGCACCUGACUCUAGAAGGACGCCGGAGGCUGAGGGAUGAAAUCCACACCCUUACCGGGGACUCGUACAAAGUGUUGAAGAGAAGCAUGAAUAAUCCUGAUAUGAUUCAGACUUUGUUUGCACUAUGAUCUGUGCCUUAGAGGUUACCCCAAACUGAGGUGGGACCUUGGGACAAUGGCUGUGAUGCAAGGGGCAUCGAUGGCUGUUGAUAAUGGAUAAGUGAACAGCAGCACUUCAAUUAUGUUUUCCUUAGACUGUAUAUUUUUGGGGGUGUGCUAAAGUUUUUCAGACGUGUGUAUGAAUUCAUCACUAACUGUACUUUUGGAUUUGUUCUGAAAAUAAAAAUGCAUCAUAACA
This is a messenger RNA of Oncorhynchus gorbuscha (pink salmon), 896 nucleotides long. RefSeq names its product forkhead box R1 (gene foxr1). Bases 134 to 667 code for a protein of 177 amino acids. Gene Ontology annotation, cellular component: nucleus. Lineage: Eukaryota; Metazoa; Chordata; Actinopteri; Salmoniformes; Salmonidae. Gene Ontology annotation, molecular function: sequence-specific double-stranded DNA binding; DNA-binding transcription factor activity. Gene Ontology annotation, biological process: regulation of DNA-templated transcription. The record is from RefSeq and is a predicted model, not a curated record. The transcript has 4 exons.